Ipomoea triloba (trilobed morning glory) is the source of this 1354-nucleotide messenger RNA. Its product is annotated as chloroplast stem-loop binding protein of 41 kDa a, chloroplastic. Gene Ontology annotation, biological process: rRNA processing. Lineage: Eukaryota; Viridiplantae; Streptophyta; Magnoliopsida; Solanales; Convolvulaceae. The coding region runs from base 40 to 1248 and encodes 402 amino acids. The transcript is spliced from 6 exons. The record is from RefSeq and is a predicted model, not a curated record. Gene Ontology annotation, molecular function: RNA binding. Gene Ontology annotation, cellular component: cytosol.
CGUUACUUCCUCAUGAGGCACAAAACAUAACGGCAAACAAUGGCCACUCUUGCGCCUUCCUCUUCCACAUCCUCUCUCCUCUUCUCUUCUCCCAAAUUCUCAUCUCCUUCUCUCUUCCCUCUUCAAUCUCUCUCACUAUCCCCCUCCUCUCUCUCUUCCUCUUUCUCCAUUUCCUCAUCUUUUACACCCCACCUCACAUCCCCAACCCGGAAGACUACUCUCUCUCCGCUCCGAUUCAGCGUCCGGGCCGCCGCCCAGAAGAAGAAGGUGCUUAUAAUCAACACCAACAGCGGUGGGCACGCUGUGAUCGGCUUCUACUUCGCCAAACAGCUUCUGGGUAGCGGCCAUGAAGUCACCAUCAUGACUGUCGGCGAGGAGGCCUCUGACAAGAUGAAGAAGCCUCCUUUUAACAGAUUCUCAGAAAUUGUGGAGGGUGGUGGGAAGACAGUGUGGGGUAAUCCAGCAGAUGUGGGGAAGGUGUUGGACGGCCAAGUAUUUGAUGCGGUUUUGGAUAACAAUGGCAAGGACCUGGACACAGUAAAGCCAGUGGCAGACUGGGCAAAGAGUUGUGGAGUGAAACAAUUUUUGUUCAUCAGCAGUGCUGGGAUCUUCAAGCCAACUGAAGAGCCUCCCCACAUUGAAGGGGAAAGUGUAAAAGCUGAUUCGGGUCAUGCUACAGUAGAGAAGUACAUUUCAGAGGUUUUCAGCCUCUGGGCAUCCUUCCGCCCACAAUACAUGAUCGGCUCUGGCAACAACAAAGAUUGUGAAGAAUGGUUCUUUGACCGUAUUGUAAGAGGCAGAGCAGUCCCAAUCCCGGGCUCUGGUAUGCAGCUAACGAAUAUUUCCCACGUUAGAGACCUGUCCUCCAUGCUUACUCUGGCUGUUGAGAACCCAGAUGCAGCAAGUGGCCACAUCUUCAACUGUGUGAGCGAACGUGCCAUAACGCUUGAUGGCAUGGCCAAGUUUUGUGCUCAGGCUGCAGGGAAGCCCCUUCAGAUUGUUCACUAUGACCCCAAAGCGGUGGGAAUUGAUGCCAAGAAAGCCUUCCCUUUCCGCAAUAUGCACUUCUAUGCUGAGCCAAGAGCUGCCAAGGCGAUUCUUGGAUGGGAGGGCACAACUAACCUUCCCGAAGACUUGAAGGAACGAUUUGAAGAGUAUGUAAAGAUCGGCAGAGACAAGAAGGAGAUGAAAUUUGAACUAGACGAUAAGAUACUUGAAUCCCUCAAAGUACCAGUGGCUGCUGCUUGAUCCCACCAUUCUAUGUACUAUCAUUGUAUUCUGCAAAAGAGAUUUUGAAGGAGAAGCUGACUUUGUUUACUGAUCACCAGAAUUGCCUCAAUGAACACAUUAUCCA